GACGGCAGGAUAGACGGAGGAAGGGAGAGAGAGGAGGGAGAACAGGGAUAUACACAGAUCAAAGGUAACAGGGCAACAUCUCCACUUCCCGUCCAAUCGGUGGGCUCACACAGCUGCCGCUCUGCGGGGCGCACAUCUGGGGGGGACGCCAUGCCGACUCGAGUCCCGAAAUGGAACAUUACUGACUUCCUCUAAACCGGGAGAUUCUGACGCUUGUUAUCGGGAAGUCAGGAACUGAGGGGACGCUAUGUUUGGGGACCCAGGCUCACGCAGUAGCCUGUCUUUGGAUCUUGAUAUGAGUUGGGGUAUUGUUCUACAAGCCUAUCGAUGCCUGACAAUAGACGGAGAGGAUGAUACCAGGCAUAGGAAUCCAUUGCAGGAGUGGGGGGAAGAGGUGGAAGAAGGGGCGGUAUAUGGUGUGACACUGAGGCGGGUGAGGACAGAAAGACCCUCUGGAGAAUUCCUGGUCAGCCCCGGCUCUCCCGGCUCUCCCGGCUAUGUUCAUUAUAAGACGUGUAAGGUGCGCAGCCUGCGUGCUGGGACGCUGCAGAAGCUGGUAGAGAAUCUAUUGGUGGAAUACCAGGGUACAGAAUCUAGCUAUGUUCCCACUUUCCUCAGUACCUACCGUGCCUUUACCUCUGCUGAAAAGGUCUUGGAGCUGCUACUGGACAGACGUGUGGAAAGAUUGGGUGACAAGGAAUCCGCAUCUCCUGGGAGCCCUGUUCCAGACACGGCAUCUGUGCAGAGGGUGGUCCGUGGCCUCCUCCAGACCUGGCUGGAGAGACACCCUCAGGACUUUCGUGACUCCCCACAGUGUUUACAACUCGUCUCCCACUAUCUAAGCCAGGACUGUCGAGAGACACCCAGCCAGCUACUCCGCCUUCUUAAAAGUCUAGAAGAGGAGGGAGAGCAGGACCCAACGCAGAACGAUUGGAGGCAUAUUACCCGACCAGCAGAGGGAGACUGUGAACCCUCUGCACAUAGUACUUCCUUAUUGUCAAACCCACCCCAGGAUGUGGCAGAACAACUAACCCUCAUAGAUGUGGAUCUCUUUCAAAGACUGCAGUCCUGCCAUUGUCUGGGAAGCAUUUGGUCGCAACGUGACAAAAAGGAGAACAAGCACGUGGCCCCCAGUAUUAGAGCUACAGUUGCCCAAUUUAAUGCAGUGACAGCGUGUGUGACGGCAUCCGUCCUGAGCGACAUUCAGCUGAAACCCCAAGUGAGGGCAAAAGUGCUGGAGAAAUGGAUUUCUAUAGCCCAGUACUGCAGGUUUUUGCGGAACUUCUCCUCUCUCCGAGCCAUUCUAUCUGCUCUUCAGUCAAAUUCCAUCUAUCGGCUAAAGAGGACAUGGGCCGCAGUCAGCAGGGACAACCUAAACAUCUUCCACAAGUUAUCCGCCAUCUUCUCAGAUGAAAAUAACCAUGAGAUGAGCCGUGAAAUCCUGACAAAGGACGAGAUCCCGCUCCGUAGGACACACAGCGCACGCAACGAGCCCCGCCCACUUCAGAGGUCAGCGUCACAAGUUCGCUCCACGAGACCAGCUCAGGGUACGGUGCCUUAUCUUGGAACAUUUUUGACGGACCUUGUCAUGUUGGACACUGCACUUCCUGACUAUGUAGAGGGUGGGCUUAUAAACUUUGAGAAGAGGAGAAAGGAAUACGAAGUUCUGGCCAAAAUUCAGAAGCUACAGCUUACCUGUCGCCAUUUUGUCCUGACGCCAAAGCCUGAAAUCUUACAAGCUUUUUACAUGCAUCGUCAGCUGACCGAGGACCAAAGCUACAGAAUCUCUCGCACUAUUGAGCCGCCGGCAGAUUCCUGUCCAAAUUCCCCUCGUAUCCGCAGGAAACUGACCAAGAGGUUCAGCUCCUUGUUAUUAGGUUCUGAAGUGUUUAGUCCUAAGAUGAAUGGGGAUCGUGUGUCUCCGUCGGGAUCCUGCAGCAGCUGUGAGAUUGAUGAAGGACUUAUAGCAGCUCUGUGUCCUGCAGAGACGGCCACCAAUAAGGACAGAGGAAGCACACAGGAAGUUCUGACUCCGCCAGGCACUCCAGGACGAGAGGAAGCUCUCCGAUCUGUCCCUUCACCCCGUUCCCCAGUCUCCCCAUCACUCCCAGUGUACAACCAGCAAAUCGCUGACCUGUGUAUUAUCCGGGUUAGCAUGGAGAACACUCAUGGGAAUUUGUACAAGAGUAUACUGCUCACCAGCCAGGACAAGUCUCGGGUAGUCAUACAGAGGGCUCUCCAUAAACACAACAUAGAAUCCUAUGGCCCUGAUGACUUCCAGUUGGUACAGUUACUAUCAGAGGGUAAAGAACUGACCAUCCCGGACACGGCCAAUGUGUACUACGCCAUGAACACCUCCGCCAAUUUUGACUUUGUCCUGAGAAGAAGAGUAAGGUACAGCUGACCUUACACAACGUCAUCCGGGGGUAAAAGACCGGAGCGAGCUUCCCCCUGCUCAGCAGAUCUACUAUACAUGAUUGUUACAUGUAUCACAAGAGACUUGGAUCCUCCUCGUAUUACACCUGUAUUAUAAUAUACAGGAUUAUUACACACUCCUUACCUAGCCUGCCGCAAGAGGCCUCGUCAUACCACACUCCAGUUAUAAUAUAAUAGUAUAUAUUUUUUUAAUCACUAGUGUGCUUAUAUCAGGUUAUGUACUGUAUUGUGAGUUCCUGCACUGAAAGUUACAAAUCAGUUCCACGCAGCUAUGGGUAUAUUUGCAGUCACGGUCUUUGGGCGAGAUCUCAAAAACCUUCAGGCCAUGAACUCCCCCAUUGAGGCAAUCAUAAGCUUUAAUUUACACCGCAGUGUGCCAACACUCAUAAAAGAUAAGAGAAUCUUCCA
Molecule: messenger RNA, 2844 nt
Organism: Rana temporaria (common frog)
Lineage: Eukaryota; Metazoa; Chordata; Amphibia; Anura; Ranidae
Gene: RGL3
Product: ral guanine nucleotide dissociation stimulator like 3
Exons: 19
Coding region: 248-2404 (718 amino acids)
Biological process (GO): positive regulation of GTPase activity; Ras protein signal transduction
Cellular component (GO): plasma membrane
Molecular function (GO): guanyl-nucleotide exchange factor activity
Source: RefSeq, a predicted model, not a curated record